GAACUUGAAGAUGCUCCGGGGCUUUUCAGACUGCAAGCUCGGCUGAGCGGUUCGAGCCUUCAGGGACUCUGACACCUAAGAAAUUCACACCAGGACGAGAAAUUAACCAACAUGGGUGGUGUACAGAGCUUCAGGGAGAUGUGCGACCGCACCAAGAACACCAACGUUCGCCUGAGUCUGCCGGCGGUGUGCGUGGUGUGGCAGACGGCCAUGAUCAUCUUGUUUGGGGUUUUUAUUCGAUAUGACGAAGAAUCGGACGCACACUGGGUUGAGCACAAAGCACAUGAAAAUAUAACAAGUGACAUAGAGAACGACUUUUACUUCAGAUAUCCAAGUUUCCAAGACGUCCAUGUGAUGAUCUUUGUCGGAUUCGGUUUCCUAAUGACGUUUCUGAAGCGGUACAGCUUCGGAGGAGUGGGCUUCAACUUCCUGAUUGCCGCCUUCGGCCUCCAGUGGGCGCUGUUGAUGCAGGGCUGGUUCCACUCCCUGGACUACACCGACGGGAAGAUCAAAAUUGGAGUUGAAAGCCUGAUCAAUGCAGAUUUCUGUGUGGCUGGCUGCCUGAUCGCUUAUGGAGCGUUGCUGGGGAAGGUCAGCCCAGUCCAGUUGAUGGUUUUGACUUUGUUCGGAAUAACACUUUUUGCUGUUGAGGAAUUUAUCAUCUUGAAUCUCAUACAUGCUAGGGAUGCUGGGGGCUCCAUGGUGAUCCACACUUUUGGAGGUUACUAUGGACUCUCCAUAUCAUGGAUGCUCUAUCGGCCCAACCUGGACCAGAGCUCACGCUUGCACGGCUCUGUCUACCAUUCGGAUGUCUUUGCUAUGAUCGGUACCCUCUUCUUGUGGAUGUUCUGGCCAAGCUUUAACUCGGCGAUCACAGAUCACGGCGAUGGGCAGCACAGAGCGGCCAUCAACACCUACCUGGCUUUGGCCUCAACGGUGCUCACCACCGUGGCUGUUUCAAGCCUCUUCCAAAAGCACGGAAAACUAGACAUGGUUCACAUCCAGAACUCAACGCUCGCUGGUGGCGUGGCGGUAGGAACAGCGGCAGAGUUCAUGCUGAUGCCCUACGGGUCUCUCAUCGUCGGCUUCUGCUGCGGCAUCCUCUCCACGCUCGGCUACAUCUACAUCACCCCUUUCAUGGAGAAGUACAUGAAAAUCCAAGACACGUGUGGAAUCCACAAUCUCCACGCCAUGCCGGGAGUUAUAGGCGGUAUAGUUGGAGCCAUCACAGCCGCAGCCGCAACCGAGUCGGUUUAUGGAAAAGAGGGGUUGAUCAACACUUUUGACUUCGAGGGAGCUUUUAAGGACAUGGUGCCCACAAGGCAGGGGGGUCACCAGGCGGGAGGCCUCUGUGUGGCAAUCUGCUUCGGUAUAGGAGGAGGCCUGAUUGUUGGGGCUAUCUUGAGAUUACCGAUCUGGGGAGAUCCUGCAGAUGACAACUGUUUUGAUGACGAACCCUACUGGGAGUUGCCAGAGGACGAGGAGAACAUCCCACCAAUCCUGCAGUACAACAACCACAUGAGGAACAAAGACAUUGGCGAAGAACAGCAGAUUAACCAUGAUCCUAUCUGCUCACCGCUAGCCCCUUCAUACGCUCCGUUACACUGGCUUUUUAAAGGAGGUGCCGAUGCCAUUCAAGCCUGUGAUAUGAAUCCCAGACGUGGGGACAAGGACACAGCGUUCGCCCCUGUUUCACAGAAAGGAGCCUCCUUCCUGACACCCUCUAAUUCUGGUUGCUACGGGGCUUCUGGGCUCAAUGGCGGACUCCCGUUGUGAGGGGGACAAAGCCCCUCAGUCAUCCGGCAAUGGUUGCCAGGGGAGG
This is a messenger RNA of Fundulus heteroclitus (mummichog), 1822 nucleotides long. RefSeq names its product Rh family, C glycoprotein b (gene rhcgb). The transcript has 11 exons. NCBI's taxonomy places the organism in Eukaryota, Metazoa, Chordata, Actinopteri, Cyprinodontiformes, Fundulidae. The coding region runs from base 112 to 1776 and encodes 554 amino acids. Gene Ontology annotation, molecular function: ammonium channel activity. Gene Ontology annotation, biological process: ammonium transmembrane transport; ammonium homeostasis. The record is from RefSeq and is a predicted model, not a curated record. Gene Ontology annotation, cellular component: plasma membrane.